AUGUCCUACGAAGAUAAAAGCAGGCUUACAAAGUUCACAGAACGCCCGAGUAUCUCAAACUCCAUAAUAAAAAUGUGGGUUCUGCUAGAAGGAUCACCGAGUGCUGUAAAAUUGAAAGCUGACUUAUCCGAAGCCAAAGACUUGGACGAUUUUAAAAGUAUUCUCAAAAGAGAAUUUGAAAAGUUAAAAAAGGUUGAACCGGAAGAUAUUCUAUUCUUAGAUAGCAACAACACUCCUAUUCGACCGGGCAUCAACCUCAAAUCCCUGUCAGAUAAUUCAACAGACGAAAACCCACUAAUUGUUCGUUAUCCACUUUCGAAUGCAAAUG
This is a messenger RNA of Diversispora eburnea, 328 nucleotides long. The record is from the annotation of a GenBank genome assembly. Lineage: Eukaryota; Fungi; Glomeromycota; Glomeromycetes; Diversisporales; Diversisporaceae.